Raphanus sativus (radish) is the source of this 1215-nucleotide messenger RNA. RefSeq lists its product as uncharacterized. The record is from RefSeq and is a predicted model, not a curated record. Bases 646 to 981 code for a protein of 111 amino acids. NCBI's taxonomy places the organism in Eukaryota, Viridiplantae, Streptophyta, Magnoliopsida, Brassicales, Brassicaceae. The transcript is spliced from 9 exons.
CCGACAAUCAAUUUUUUAAAAACAUCUUCUAAUUCUAAAUUUCAGACAAAAAAAAAUAAAAAGACAACAAUUGAAUCGUUCAUCGACUGUAUCGACUCUGCUGCUUUCCAGAAUCUGAGACGAAGUUAUUGUACCAAAGAUUUAAUAGUAUGGAUCCGAUGAAAGAGAAGAGUAUUGGAUACAUGAAAACACAGAUCUUGCUGUACUCGGCCGUUUUGGAGAGCAGAUGAAGAUGGCGUGAAAUGUGACAGAAGAUGAAAAUCAGAUCUGCAAGGUGUGGGGAUGCCUCCAGAGAUAUGUAAAACGUGUAUAUCACAACUUCAAAGGAAAGACCAAGAGUUGUUAUUCAGGAAGUGCAAUAGCACCUAAACAACAAAAGAUAAGUUUACUUGCUCAAUAUCAUUGUUAAUAUAGUUUCAAUUUUUAAAAACUUCAUGGUUCCAAUCUUUAUUAAUUUAUAUAUUAUAUAUAUCAGAUGGUUAAAAUUAGUUAUAUUCUUUUACAGUGGUUAUGAAGAUGAUACCGAGUUUAUGAAGAUAAUGGAAUAGCUUUGAAAUUAUAAAAAGAAGCACACAUGGGUUUGUAUAUGGGAUAGACAACAAAAUGGAGAUAAGGAGCAUAACGGUUCUGAGAUGAGGAAUCACUAUGGAACAUCUAUUACGUAAAUUAAAAGGGCGUAGCUUCGUAGCAGAAGUGGUAUCUGGAACCUCAAUAAUCUCUUCUCCUGAUCGCUUAGAAGGAGUGGCCAUCUUGACAGAGCUUUCAUCACUCUCCGAUUUUUGCAAAACGGAUGAGACAAACAACCACUCCAAACUGUGCUUCCUCUCUGUGAGAUUCCAUCUCCUCAGCAAACUUCCCCCACAAACAACAUGGUAUGGAGCACUUUGGCUUCGAUCAACCAAGCUGUCUUCCAUGGUCGAAUCUCAUCAAGGAUGUGUGGAAGAAGACAUUUAUAUAAGGAGAACGGGAGUUACAUGUUAGUAAUGCAAUUAAGGUAUGUAAUGAUAAAUCUAUACUAUUAGAAAUGAAUUAGGUAUGGAACUGAUUCUGGAUAGUUAGGAUAUUGGGGAAUAAUUGUUGAUUGAUAUUAACUUUUUUUGGAAAUUAUUUUGUUCAUUCUUAUAUAAUAAAACCAAUUUUAUUAGAAUCAUAGAAUAAAGAUAAAAACCCAGGACAAAAAGCAUCCCGUAAAAUAAAAACCCAUAAAAGAAGCAA